AUGAAGUUCCUUUUUCCUCUCUUUGCCAGCCUUGUGCUUCAGUAUCAAGUGAAAUCAGAAUUGGCCGUGAAAAGAUGUUUAAUGGGCUUCGGGAAAUGCAAAGACAGCUGCCUCCCUGAGGAAAGCCAGAUGCGGAACUGCAAAGCCAAAAAAUGCUGUAUGGGCCCCAAAGUGACAGAACUGAUUAAAAGCUACCUUCGACAAGAAAUACCCCACAUACCCGAUGACAACAUAGUGGAGAUGAUGAGGAUGGAAAAAAAAUCUACAGAGGAGAUGAAAAGAAAGCAGGCUUUGGUGGCACCCCCCCAAAGCCGAGCUGCCAAGAACCUUUUGCCCGAUACCAACUCUGCUGUCAACCCAGACGACUUACCCGUGAAGUCUGUCACCACCAGGACCAGGAGACGCCACAUGGGCGAUACUGCUUCCAAUGAGAGGCACACCGAACAAAGCAGGGAUUCUGCCAAUGCUGCCCCUUAG
Messenger RNA from Apodemus sylvaticus (European woodmouse), 477 nucleotides. It is a transcript of the gene Defb129, whose product is annotated as defensin beta 129. The coding region runs from base 1 to 477 and encodes 158 amino acids. NCBI's taxonomy places the organism in Eukaryota, Metazoa, Chordata, Mammalia, Rodentia, Muridae. The record is from RefSeq and is a predicted model, not a curated record. The transcript has 2 exons.